AUGUUUCCGUAUGAGAUUUAUUAUAGAAUUCUAAAACAUCUUCCAUAUGAAAGCCUUUAUGGAAGUAUUCGUUUGGUCAAUCAUCAGUUUUCCCAAAUUGCUUCAGAAAUUAUUGAGAAAAGUGACUUUGGAUGGAUUUUGGUGUUCAUUGAUAAUCAUGAUGGCAAGAAUAUAGCUGAUUGGCAUGGAAGUUUUGAAAGCUCUAAGAAGGGAUAUCGAUCUCUUCCUGAAUGUGACCCUCCGUCUUUUAUUAAAAUUGAAAGGAUUUAUUUUUAUUGUGACCUAGUAACUGAAGAACUUGUUACUUUUUUGCAACGAAUGAAGAAAGUUAUUAGUUCUUGCAGAGUUGAUGUUGAUGAUCUUGAUGUUUUUGAUUCGAUUCUGGAACGUUCGAACAUUUCUAUGGAUGUUUUCCUUGAUGCGUUUCAGAAACCGUGUUACCGCUUGUGGAUAGAUCAAGCUUAUAGUUCUGGUUGUGACAAAUUUUUAUCUUCUCAAUAUGUUUUGCAUUGUAAUAAUUUAAGAAUUCAAGAGUUUAUUUUUAUUUCUGAUUCUUUAUUGGAUUGGCUGUUUGGUGAACCAAAAAUUACUCGUUCAAUUCAUCUGGAUGAAUAUUCAAAUGACUGUGUUCAUAAUCUUUUUGACUCUAUCAAGAAAAACGCUGUUGAGACUCCAAAUUUUGACUCAAAGUUCAAUAUUUUUCUCGGUGAAAAUCCUUCUUUUAAUCCAAAAAUAUUUGAAGUUGAGAACAAAUUAAAAAUUCAUUAUUUCAAUGAAAAUUCUUUGGUAUUUUACACCGGAAAAGUUGGGUGGGAAGAAAGAAGGAAGGAAAUUUUGCUUGAAAGUAAUGUAGUUGAGUAUGAUAAUGUUGACCAACAGCGAUUUACUAAAAUUUUUAUUGAAAUGGAGGAAGAAAGUAAAAAAUAUAAUGACGAAAAUGAAGAGAUGGGAGAAGAAUUUAAUAAAAGUGAGGAAGAAGAUUUUGUUAGUGAUGAAUCUUCUAUUAAUGAUGAAAGUGGAGAGGAGGAGGAUAUUAAUGAGAAUGAAGGGUAAUUU
This is a messenger RNA of Meloidogyne enterolobii, 1056 nucleotides long. Lineage: Eukaryota; Metazoa; Nematoda; Chromadorea; Rhabditida; Meloidogynidae. The record is from the annotation of a GenBank genome assembly.